This is a messenger RNA of Hyalella azteca, 379 nucleotides long. RefSeq lists its product as uncharacterized. The record is from RefSeq and is a predicted model, not a curated record. Lineage: Eukaryota; Metazoa; Arthropoda; Malacostraca; Amphipoda; Hyalellidae. The transcript has 3 exons. Gene Ontology annotation, cellular component: extracellular region. Gene Ontology annotation, molecular function: chitin binding. Bases 56 to 379 code for a protein of 107 amino acids.
CACGAUGACACUUACUGUUUUCUCAUGGUGACUAUCGUUACAAAACUACACAAAUAUGCGUGCUCUGAUAUACCUCCUUCCGCUGGUGGCUGUGGUUGUGCUCGGGGGGCGCAUAACGGUAGGCCAAGAUGAGGAACUCUGCUUCCAGAACAUCUCAGAUCUCUGCCCCGUACCCGACCCUGCAGCUCCAGUGUUCUUCCCUGACCCGACCAACUGCGCUAAGUUCUGCGAGUGUUCGAACGGCUUGGCCUACUCGCUGACUUGUUCUCCUGAAACGCUCUACGAUGUGACGGACGAAAUCUGCAAGACGGCGUCCGAAGUCGAUUGCGGUGACAGGCCGAUCAGCGUGGCUAGAGCUUCGUUUAAGAGGUUGUGGUAG